Messenger RNA from Apodemus sylvaticus (European woodmouse), 2397 nucleotides. It is a transcript of the gene Smim44, whose product is annotated as small integral membrane protein 44. Bases 1476 to 1967 code for a protein of 163 amino acids. The transcript has 3 exons. Lineage: Eukaryota; Metazoa; Chordata; Mammalia; Rodentia; Muridae. The record is from RefSeq and is a predicted model, not a curated record.
UAGGCUCCGCCUGGAGCCUGGUACUUGGUGAGCAUGCUAGCUAGGGCACUCUCUCCCCUGGACCCCAUCCACCUCCAUAAAUGUUUUUGACACAGAGCUCAGCAGCCCACAGCCAUCUGUUCCAGCUGUUCCGUGCUGAGAGGCCAGAGGCCCGCGUUGGGGACACCAGGGCACCUCGGACACACUAGUGUUACUUACUUGCAUCAUCUCUCACUGAGCCUGAAGCUUGCCGAGUCAACUGGGCAGUAGCACUUAUCAGGGUCAUCCUCCUGUCUCAGUUCCCCGGGGCUGGAGUUACAGUUGUGGCCACAAUGCCUGGCUUUUUCAUAGGUCCCAGGGAUGUGAGUUCAGGUCCACACAGUAGCAUGAUAAGAACCUUAGCCUGAGAUAGCCCCCAGCCCUUUGUAUAUUUUUUAGACAUGUGGGUCCUGGGAAUUGAAGCCAGGUCCUAUGUAAGAGCAUCCAAGCUAGCUCUUGGUCUUUGUUCCUCUGCAGGCUGGGUGUCACGGAGCCCAGUCUGGCCUUGAACUCCAACCUGAAGUGUAGCACAGGAUGAGACUUGGUCUCCCUUGCUACCUGUGACAGCAGGUGGGUCACAGGUGGGAAUCCUGUCCAACCUCCUGGGUACACUCCUCCUGGCUGUUCACUUUGUUUGUACUUGGCACAGAGAGGUUGCCAAGUCUCUUAAGUUUUCACUCACUCCUGACGCAAACGUUCUUACCUCCCAUUUCGCCCCAUCUUAUGCCACCAGGCGCGCGUGGCCACUGUGCCCCAGGAACUGCCCGUGGGAGCACUCCUGAGAACCAAGUUACAGAUCCCUGACACCAUCUGACCUGGCCGAUCCUCCUCCUCCUGGGAGCACCACCCUCAUGUGACCCCUCCUUUACCCCUGGCUUUGCUCUUUCUUGGCCUCACCCUUUGCCUAGUUCUUUCCCCACCACCUCCAAUCCUCUUUGUUCCUUCUCUGCCUGGUAUUCUUUGGGUGUGAAACUCACAUUACUGACUGCAAAGGCCACCGUCUGAUGUGCGUCCCAACUGCAGUGCCCUGCCCCCACCCCCAUAGAUGCUGGGCUUACACCAGAUGACUGAACACUUGAAGUCGGAGGCAGUGUAUGUGGCCUUAGUUGUCCUGUGACAACCAACCCCUUGUUGCUACAAGGAAAUCUACCCUACCAGAGCUGGGACAGCCACAGCACAGAACAACCCUUACAAGUGGGAUUGAACCCAGUCUCUCAGAAUGCUCAGGUGUCCCACUUCUAGAACCUCCCAGGGCUCUGUCCCAGGGCCCACCUAGCAAGAGGCCAUUGCACCCACUUACUCCCACCUCUACACGCUGUCAUCCCCCACAGUGGCCGCCAGAGGACGCCCAUGAGCAGAAUCCACUCUGCCUGCAGUUACCUGUGGGUCCCACCCAGCCCUGUCCACCCUGCCCAGUCCCCAUUCUGACCCUCCAUUGCUCGGUUGGCCACAGCGGCAUGAGCCCCUUGCAUGCUCACCAAGUACCAGGCUCCAGGCUGCCCCAAAUCUUUGCACAGGCUCCUGUUGAAAGUGUCCCAGCCAUGGCAGGGUUGGUGGAUGAAAGAGAGGCCGAGGACUGGAGCCCAGCCCCUCCGAUGUAUGAGGAGUACCGGCCACCCGCGCUGGAUGCCAUCCGCCUGCCUCGCUAUGCCCUGUAUCUGCUGAUGGCUGCUAUCCUGGUGGUGGCCGUGGCCUACGCCAUUGUUGGCCACCUCAUCAAAGAUCUAGCUCAUGACCUGGCUGACUGGGCCUUUGGCCCUAAGCCUGACCAGGAGGAGGAAAGUCCCCGGGAGCUACGGGCCAGCUUGGCCGCAGAGGACCUGGAAGAGCUGGAUCUUCAGCUGGCUCUGGCCUGGCGUGGGGAGGAAGACCCCGCCCAUGCUCCUCGCCGCACCUCCAUUGCCUUCAGGGACCCGCCAGUGCAAACCAACUUUCGGAGGCUGGACUGACCUGGAGGAGCAGCAUGUGUCAUGCUGGUGGGCUGACAGUUGCCUCUGCCUCUGUCACCUGUGUAUUUCACAUGUCUGUUGUACAACAGAGUUUGGCUGGGCUGAAACUGAAAACUCUCCUGUCUGGGCUGGAGUGCUCUGAUUGCAGACACCACUUACACUUUAUUAAGACUUGGAGACAGGUUCUCAUGUAGCCCAGGCAAGCCUUGAACUUGAUAUAUAGCAGAGGAUGACCUUGAAUUCAUGGUCCUCCAGUCACCACCUCCUGGAUGCUGGGAUGACAGGUCUGGCCGCCCUACCUGUCUUCUGUGAUACUGAGUGCAGAGGCCAGGGUCUCUUACAAGGCUGGGACAGCCCAAGGCCCUGACUAUCUCUCUAUCUCUCUAUCUCUUUCUAUCUCUCUCUCUUUAUCUAUCCAUCCAUCCUUCUU